Molecule: messenger RNA, 1969 nt
Organism: Benincasa hispida (wax gourd)
Lineage: Eukaryota; Viridiplantae; Streptophyta; Magnoliopsida; Cucurbitales; Cucurbitaceae
Cellular component (GO): nucleus
Molecular function (GO): zinc ion binding
Source: RefSeq, a predicted model, not a curated record
AAAAAAAAAAAAAAAAAAAAACCCACAAAGAAAGAGCGAGGGAGAACUAGGAACUUUCGAGCCUCUUCUCAUAAACUCAUUUUGUACCACCAUAACAACAACCGAGGAGCCCCGCCGGCCGUCAAACUCAGAGAAACCAAGUAUCCCUCCUGCCGGCAAAAAGGAGUGAACGAAUCCGUCCUGUUGAUAGCAAUGGCAGCAAAAGAUGCAGAACAAGUCUUGGACGUGCAGUCGGUCGUCGAAGCAGUGGUUGCAAACGAAGACGCUGAUGUUCCUAGCUACGAAGUAGAAAGCCUCUGCAUGCGCUGCGGCGAAAACGGGAUAACAAGAUUUUUGUUAACUUUAAUUCCGCACUUCAGAAAGAUUUUGUUGUCAGCCUUUGAAUGUCCACAUUGUGGUGAGAGGAACAAUGAAGUCCAGUUUGCUGGUGAGAUCCAGCCACGAGGCUGUUGCUACUGUUUGGAGGUUCAUGCAGGCGACCAGAAGAUGCUCAAUCGACAAGUGGUUAAAUCUGAAUCUGCCAUUAUUAAGAUCCCAGAAUUGGAUUUCGAGAUUCCAGCAGAGGCUCAACGUGGAACUCUAUCAACUGUGGAAGGUAUAUUGGUACGAGCUGCAGAUGGAUUGGAAGCCCUUCAAGAGGAACGUAGGAAGGUGGAUCCUCAGACUGCUGAAGCAAUAGACCAGUUUCUUGUGAAACUGAAAGCUUGUGCCAAGGGAGAUUCACCUUUCUCCUUCAUCUUGGAUGAUCCAGCUGGAAACAGCUUCAUUGAGAACCCAUUUGCACCAUCCAAAGAUCCAUCAUUAAGUAUCAAGUUUUAUGAGCGGACUCCAGAACAACAAGCAUCGUUGGGUUAUUACGUUGAACCAUCACAACCAGCGGAAGCUCAGGGUGGAGCAUCAACGGGUGGAGUUGAUGCUUCUAAUCAAGUUAGAGGAGAGGCACAUGGAUCUGUAGGAGCAAUGGCUUGCCAUCGGGCAAUAGCUCAAAGUAACAGUGGAGAGAUUGCUGAGGCCUUGUUUCGUUACACUGCACCAGAAGAAGUGAUGACUUUCCCAUCGACAUGUGGAGCUUGUGCAGUUAGAUGUGAGACUCGAAUGUUUGUAACCAAAAUUCCCUACUUCCAAGAAGUGAUUGUCAUGGCAACUACUUGUGAUGCUUGUGGUUACCGUAGUUCUGAGCUGAAGCCUGGAGGGCGAAUCCCUGAAAAAGGAAAGAUAAUUAGUCUUUGUGUGAAGGAUGUUAGAGAUCUCAGUCGAGAUGUGAUAAAGUCCGAUACAGCAAGUGUAAAAGUCCCAGAUCUUGAAUUGGAGCUGACAAGUGGCACUCUUGGGGGAAUUGUUACAACUGUUGAAGGUUUAAUCACAAAGAUAAGUGAAAGUCUUGAGAGAGUACAUGGAUUUACUUUUGGAGACAGUCUUGAUGAAAAUAAAAGAAACAAAUGGUUGGACUUCAAAACAAGACUAACCAAGCUCUUGAGUUUGGAACAGCCUUGGACUCUAAUCCUUGAUGAUGCACUAGCAAAUUCGUUUAUUGCACCAUUGACUGAUGAUAUAAAAGAUGACCAUCAGUUAACAUACGAGGAAUAUGAGCGAUCCUGGGAACAAAAUGAAGAACUCGGUUUGAACGACAUGGACACCUCAGCUGCUGAUGCUGCUUAUAAUUAACUAAUCAAAAGAAAUCCGCUACAUUAGAAAAUCUAGAAAGCUUUGGUACUCGAGUUUUUAGUUAUCCUAAAGAGGUUGAUUCCCCGGUUAUAGGUUUUGCUUUAUAAACUUGUAGAUAUCAAAAUUUCAUCCAUUGUUGUAUCUUAUUAUAUUUAUUCCUAAUGGAACUGCAUCCACAAAUGUAGGCGAUGUUCAGUGUGUUUACUCCAUAAAUGUCAUUUAAAGCUGAACAAACUCAAACAGAUGAAGGGUUUCUGUUGGCUUGAUUUUGGAACUUUAUUCCUAAAUUUUAAUUUUAGUUCCA